GUAACAAUACCACUAUGAAGACUAUCGCUCUAUUGAUUGGUGUCUUGACCCUGGCGGCCGCUUCUGUUGAUUUGUCCAAAGUGAAACGCAUUGAGGAGUUGGACGAGUUUUGGGCACAGCUCGAUCCGCAGCUACAGAUGCUACGUCCAACGCAAGCACUCGUGGACAGCAGAAUAGUCAACGGUCAGGAAGCCCAACCAGGACAAUUCCCGUAUCAGGUGUUAACUCUGAAUAUAUUCAAUGGUGGCACUGGUGGCAUAUGCGGAGGCACUCUGUUAUCGCAAAACUUUGUGCUGACUGCUGCCCAUUGUGUUGUAAUCGGUACCGUGGCUAUUAAUGUAACGGUUGUCCUCGGAGCGCAUAACCGACAGCUAGUGGAGGAAACACAGCAGAGAAUCGAUUUCGAAUCAAUCAACGUUCAUCCAGACUAUGAUGCAUUUUUGUUGCGAAACGACAUCGCAACCAUUCGACUGGCCACUCUAGCAGUGUUCAACAAUGUUGUUCAACCGAUCGAUCUCCCGGCACGAUCGGACACUCGCACCUUCGCUGGCCUAAUGGGCACUAUUUCGGGUUUCGGACGAUCAACCGAUGAGACCGGUUCGCCUGCUUCCGAUGUUGUUAGGUAUACCAGCAACCCAAUUAUAACCGUGGCCAAUUGUCAAUCGUUGUGGAACUCCAAUUUAAUUGAUGCACAAAACAUCUGCCUGUCCGGAACUGAUGGUCGUUCGGUGUGCCAUGGUGAUUCCGGUGGCCCGCUAACCAUUCGGGAUAAUGAUCGCAGCCUGCAGGUAGGUAUUGCUUCGUUCGUACACUUUAACGGAUGUGCCUCCGGUUUGCCAUCCGGGUAUGUCCGCAUUACGCACUACCUGACUUGGAUCGGUGAAAAUUCCGAUGUUGUACUGCGAGAUUAGA
This is a messenger RNA of Topomyia yanbarensis, 912 nucleotides long. RefSeq names its product brachyurin-like. The coding region runs from base 15 to 911 and encodes 298 amino acids. Gene Ontology annotation, molecular function: serine-type endopeptidase activity. The record is from RefSeq and is a predicted model, not a curated record. Lineage: Eukaryota; Metazoa; Arthropoda; Insecta; Diptera; Culicidae. The transcript has a single exon. Gene Ontology annotation, biological process: proteolysis.